This is a messenger RNA of Cyclocybe aegerita, 1575 nucleotides long. NCBI's taxonomy places the organism in Eukaryota, Fungi, Basidiomycota, Agaricomycetes, Agaricales, Hemipholiotaceae. The record is from the annotation of a GenBank genome assembly.
AUGUCUCUCCCAGCCAAAAUAUGGCACCACAUCUCGACUUUUGUGCCUCUUUCAGAUCUGAAAGAACUUUAUGCUGUCAACCAGGCAUUUUUUGACAUCUCGAUGAAUGCUCGUUACCGGGAGCUACGGUUUGAACAGUUAAACAAGUUCGUGUUUCACCAGCUAGAAUCUCUGAGGAAUCGUGAGAUUGCUAGUAGAGUUCGAUCCUUUCACCUCUCGCCUCGUGUCAUCCGGGACCAACUUGAACUUGAGUACGAAAACGAAGAGGCAGCAGCUCUGAGACUGCAAGAGACGCAGAAACCACCCUCUCGACUGAGGAGGAUAGCUCGUCGGCUAUUCGGUCGUUUCAACCGUCCAGAUGAGGACGAGCACCGCGGUUCCAACGAUUCGACGAGGACUACACCCAUCCUCGACGCGAUCUCGAACGUCAUCCCACUCAUGACCAAUGUGCAGCACUACUCGGUGAAAUGGUCUCGAUUCGACGACUUUUCCGCACCCUACGCUGGUUUAGUCUGGCAACUCUUCUCAUCCAACGUUGUCGAUCUGGAACUUGCGAUUUCCGCCAGCCAGGCUUCACAACUCAUGACAAUGCUCUCCGUACCAAUCCCGCAGCUCGAAAGCCUCGCCAUCGACCUGCUUAUCGACACUCCGUUCCUGAAGUGUCAGGUCGCUCUUGGGCGCCUCGUUAGCGCCGUCCGGGGGACAUUGAAGAAGCUGCGAGUGCACAGCAACCCCUUUCUGCCCUUAUCGACGUUAUUUUCGCACAUGCCCGAGUUGCCCCGUCUGGUAGACCUUCAAAUAUGCAUCUCUGGCCCGGGUAUGCAUAUGGAUGAUGUCGCACUCGCACUCGUUAAGCGCCAGGCUGCACAUUUACAGAAGCUUUACCUAUCCUCAUUCAAGCUCGGGUUUUCGCAGGCCAAAACCUCGUUUUGCUUGGAUGAGGUCGUUAUGCCAUACCUCCAUUCCCUGGACAUCGUUCCCGAGCUUCUGAAUUGCCCCGAGGCUCAAUUGUCGACGUUCUUCAGCACCCAUGCAUCUACGCUCAAGCAUUUCUGUAUACAAGGAUUCUGGCCAAUGGAUGGUCCGCAAACGGUGCUAGAGAGUCUUGGACACCGCAAUCCGCACCAUUCACUCACACGUCUUUCGUUGUAUAUCCCCUUCCAAGCAAAGGUUCUUGACCGGCUCGCGACUAUCUUCUUUCGCCUCGACAGUCUCUGGUUGCGAAUCGGCAAAGUCUCCUCGAACUCUCAAGAUACUCAGGUGAUACCCAGCGAUUCAUUCCCUGACAUCAACUUCGUAUUGGAGUCGCAAAGUUCACAUUUCUUGUUGCAAGACAUGGGGCAAUAUGAAUCGUUCGAACGAUGGAAAUUGCGCAACAUCAUGAUCAAGAGAUAUUCCUGCUGCGGGGACCUCAUUUUAUGGGGUCUGAUGCGCCUCUGUGCUCACUACAUCCCCAGCAUUACAAGCUUUGCAGAGAACGGGGAUACGCUUAUACCAGAUCCUCCAAAUUUGAAGCCACGUCGGGGUCCCGCUACGUGCUCCGAUGUUUUUUGCCGUUAUGGAAAGGAUAACUGA